ACCACGCCUCCUCGGCUCGCUUGAUCUUGGAGGUCCAUUCGUGCGUGUAAAGCAGUGGAGUGCCUCGCCGGGAGGGUGGAUGUGUGUUUUUCUGUUCAUUUUUACAGGCUUCUCCGGUUGUAAUUCGCCAUCAUACUUCAGGAAUAGCGUUAAAUAAGGGGUUUCCCUCAGCACUUCGGGUUGUACUUAGCGGCGGUGUGGCGCAACGCUGUAAGCGCGGAGCUCAGGAUCACCUUGGCUGCAGCAGCUGCAUUACUAGUGUCUUGAGGAGAGUGGAGUCGCUAGGCAGUUGCCAAAAGAAACGGGCAGUUGCUAACAAGUAGUUAGCAAGUCAGCCAGUUAGCCUGCCAGCUAGCCACCUCUCCCUCCUGCCACAGCAAGUCCCACCCUCGGCAAGUGCGUGGACGUCGUAAGAAGCUGCAGCGGUGAAGUCGAGUGCUUUUCCCUCUCAACUUAGCCAGCAUCGCUGUACAGCUGGCUGGCAAGCUAAAAUAGCCCUCCAGACGUUAGCUAGGUGACGCCAACGUACGACUGUUGGCUUUAACGGCGGACAAGUGUCUUUCUGAGGAGGGCUACGGUCGCUACACUGGCAAAGAGACUGGCUAAAAAGAAGAGGCGAAAUAAGAGCGAACAAGGAAGACACCGAGAAGGAGGGGACUGGCUAGUGUAGCCGGGGAGACUGAAUUUCACAUAGAUAGCAAAAGCCGCCACUGAGCCACGCACAACCAUGAGUAUUGAGAUACCGGUGGGCUUGACAGAACUGCUGCAGGGCUACACUGUGGAGGUGCUGCGACAAAGGCCGUCAGACCUGGUGGAUUUUGCAGUACAGUACUUCACCCGUUUGCGGGACACCAGAAGUCAGGAUGGGGCCGGUGCCUGUGGCAAGACGGGGAAAGGAGUGAUGUUCGAUGGGGAGCCGAUGCAAACAGAGUCUAACGGAGAGGAUGACGAAGAUGACGAUUCUGACUUUGAGCCUCCACCACCCAGCAGAUUCAACAGGAGAGUGUCAGUGUGUGCGGAGGCAUUCAACCCAGACGAGGACGACGAGGAUACGGAGCCCAGAGUGGUUCACCCAAAAACAGAUGAACAGCGCUGCAGACUGCAGGAGGCCUGCCGAGACAUCCUACUCUUUAAAACACUAGACCAGGAGCAGUUCUCAGAGGUGCUGGACGCCAUGUUUGAGUUAAGGGUUCAGCCCCAGGAGCACGUCAUCGACCAGGGAGAUGAUGGAGAUAACUUCUACGUCAUAGAGAGGGGUGUGUAUGACAUAGUGGUAAAGGGAACAUGCGUGGGUCAGUAUAACAAUAAGGGCAGCUUCGGGGAGCUGGCACUCAUGUACAACACGCCACGCGCCGCCACCAUCAUCGCCACCACGGAGGGAGCAUUAUGGGGACUGGACCGUGCCACCUUCCGAAGACUCAUUGUGAAGAACAAUGCCAAGAAGAGGAGGAUGUACGAGUGUUUCAUCGAGUCUGUGCCCUUACUCAAGUCACUGGAGGCAACAGAAAGGAUGAAAAUUGUGGAUGUAUUAGGAGCGAAGCAGUUCUCAGAUGGCGAGCGCAUCAUCACACAGGGUGACAAGGCCGAGUGCUUCUAUAUUGUAGAAUCCGGGGAGGUCAAGAUCAUGAUGAAGAGUAAAACGAAAGCGGACCAUGCAGACAAUGCGGAGGUGGAGUUAACGCGCUGUAGCAGGGGUCAUUACUUUGGGGAGCUGGCCUUGGUCACCAACAAGCCCCGGGCCGCCUCAGCCUACGCAGUGGGCGAUGUCAAGUGUUUGGUAAUAGACAUACAGGCGUUUGAGCGCCUCCUGGGCUCCUGUAAGGAGAUCAUGAAGAGGAACAUCGCCCACUAUGAGGAGCAGCUGGUGGCCCUGUUCGGCUCCAGCAUGGACCUGAGAGACUGAGCCUCCCACACCACCCUCCGUGCCUUCUACCACACACACACACACACACACACACACACACACACACACACACACACACACACACACACACACACAGACAGACAUAUGUCCUCUAUCAUACAGUGGCUGUACAGACUUGUAGUAACUUUACACAGGCUGUGACACAUAUGAGAAAAUUGGCUCACCUGCAAGUACAUAACUGCCCACACAUUCUGAACACAUACAUGUACACUGACACCCAUGUAGGCACAGAUAGAUGCUCACGUUACUUAGCCUGCUCACCCUUGUGCACAUACUAGCUCAACACACUCCUUUGUAAGUUAUAAGCUCACUUUGUAGAUGCGCACACACGCACACACACACACACACACAGAGCUAGCUAAAAGCCACACACCUUGUUGUUUGAGCCAGCUCCAACCUCUCAGUAUGAAUGUCUUUGCUGCAAUGACCUUGAUGCAGGUAACGCAGUGUAAGAACAUAAAACACACACAUUCGCACAUACUCCAUACACAUGUUAAAACAAAAAAAGACAUCAUGCUUCAUUUGUGCAGGCUUUGCAUUCACUUUGAGCACUUAAACAACUUAAAGUUGUUCGAACGAGCCUCAUUUAAGGACACAUCUACACAUCAACACACAUGCAGACACACACACACAUACACACAGACAGGGGUACAGAUACUCAAAAGUACAUAGGUUACCACACUUGCAAAAACGGAUACAUUGUGGUAAAAUGGAGACGAAAAACUUUAAAAAAUCUCUGAAAAGGAAAAAUGAAUCAAAAAUGCAAAAAAAAAAGAAAAGUUUAAAGAAGACAGAUAAGUUUUAGAAACAUUUUAUGAAGAUAAAAAAACAGAAGCUUUGAUAAAAUAUUAUUUAAAUAAAAAAAAGUGUUUCCUCUUUGGGAGGCCGGGGUGCAGAACUUUGUGGGCGUGCUCCAUUUCUUCCUCUACUGUUGUUGAUUGAGUUGAGUUAGUGCUGGUGAUUAUUGCAGUACCACAGAAGAAGAAGCGAAAACGAUAACAACCCUACGUUUUCUGGGACAUUGUUAUUCUGUCAUUGACGCCACAUGUCAUUGUAUUGAAUUAAUUAUUAAUGUAUUGUUAUUAUAUAUUCAUUUAUUAUUUUUUGUUUUACUUUGACCAAUUCUGAUAAAAUUCACCAUCCAUCUGACAAAAUGAUAAAAACAGAAAAAAAGUUCUAAUAAAAACAGUAGUGCUUAUUUCUCCUUGAUUAUCCUUGAAUGAGUUGUCCUGGAUUUAAAAAAAGAAAAAAAAAACCUGAAAAAAUAAAGCAAACAUUUUGUUAAA
Molecule: messenger RNA, 3210 nt
Organism: Acanthopagrus latus (yellowfin seabream)
Lineage: Eukaryota; Metazoa; Chordata; Actinopteri; Spariformes; Sparidae
Gene: prkar2aa
Product: protein kinase, cAMP-dependent, regulatory, type II, alpha A
Exons: 11
Coding region: 728-1903 (391 amino acids)
Biological process (GO): regulation of protein phosphorylation
Cellular component (GO): cAMP-dependent protein kinase complex
Molecular function (GO): cAMP-dependent protein kinase regulator activity
Source: RefSeq, a predicted model, not a curated record